GAUGUACAGUCAAAGGUCAGUGAUGUUGUUCUGGGAAAAGAAAAGCCAGUGGAAGAAUCUACUCCUGAAUAUGAGAAGCUUAAACAUUAUAUAUUUGAGCUAGAAAAUCAUCUAGCAGAGGCCCAGAAACAAGCAUUUCGCCUUGUAAAAAGGCACAGAGAACUUGGGCAAUCUUUGGCGGACUUUGGGAAAGCGAUUAAGCUUUUAGGCGCCUGUGAAGGGGAUUCGUUGGAGAAGGUGUUUUCUGAAGUUGGUUCGAAGUCAGAAAUGUUGUCAAUAAAGCUGCAAAGAGAGGCAGACAACCUUCUCUUUAACUUUGAAGAGCCUUUGAAAGAUUAUGUGCGUGCUGUGCAGUCAAUAAAGGCCACUAUGCUUGAUCGAGCCAAUGCUUUCAGGCAGCACUUUGACUUGGACCAGGAGAGGAAGUAUAAAGAGCUUAACCUUGAAAAAAUGAAGUUCAUGAACCCUGAGAAGUUUACCGAGUCAGAAACUGAGUUCAGCGAGUUGAAAGCAGCCAGUGAGGAGGCUACGAAGAGGUACGAGCACAUAGUUAGUGUAAUGAACGAGGAGCUUGCACGAUUCCAGGAGCAGAAAACAGCUGAUAUUGGACUUGCAUUCCAUGAGUUUGCCAAAGGUCAAGCAAAGUUGGCUAAAGAUAUUGCUGAUGCGUGGCGCAGCGUCCUCCCAAAGCUAGAGGCGUGUUCCAGUUCAUAAUCGAAACUGUGUUUGCCCAUUGUGUUUGAGAUAGUGGUUGGCGCUUUGAGUUCUAGGCUGAUUUUUUCCAGCCUAAUUUGACAGUGGUUCAUGUAUACUUAAAGGUGAUGGUUGACAAUGCUGAAGUUGUUAUAUUGACAUCUUUUCCUUACCGUGUGGGUGUGUACUCUGUAACUCAAAUUUUCGACCAAUUAGUCUAACUGUUGAAGUCCUUCAGGAAGUAUUAUGAAUAAAGAGAAGACAGUGGAGUUGUUUAGCUUUA
Messenger RNA from Triticum urartu, 976 nucleotides. The record is from RefSeq and is a predicted model, not a curated record. NCBI's taxonomy places the organism in Eukaryota, Viridiplantae, Streptophyta, Magnoliopsida, Poales, Poaceae.